Molecule: messenger RNA, 4820 nt
Organism: Mycena citricolor
Lineage: Eukaryota; Fungi; Basidiomycota; Agaricomycetes; Agaricales; Mycenaceae
Source: the annotation of a GenBank genome assembly
CACCAACUUGCUCCAACUUUUAACUUGACAAUUCCAACUGACUAACAGAACAGUGGAUUUCCAUCCAGUAGUGGAUGCUCGAGGAUAGAUACAUGCCUUUGUAAGCAAACGCAGCCCCGCUGGUCGACACACUCUUGCCCUUUCCAGCAGCCACCUGCUCCUCAACCCCCUUCUAGACUCGUGUUUUCUCCACAACUCCUCCCGCAGUCAUUCUGAACCCACUUGCCGCAGCGCGUGCGCGCGCGCUUUUCAUGCCGAUGGCCCUCCCUGCCGCCGUGACGAGUCAAAACUGCAUCAGGGUUGUACGACGUUCCGAUCCUCGCGCUCGAAUACUACGAACACGAUGCGGCUCAUUCUAGGAAUGAGCAAGACGGUGGAAAGACGGGCCGCGCACACGCUCUCGAUCGCCAUGACACACAAAAGAGCGAACGACUAAAUGCCACGGGGGAAAACACUGCGACAGUCAGCUUGAUCAGCCACCGCUCAUCUAGAUUCUCCCUUGGAGUCAAAUCGUGCAGCUCCGACGAUCUCGCCCGACAAGAUGCCGACUUGCAUCGUACGUCGUCGGCCUUUUCUUUGUCGCCACUCCCAGGUACAUGCUCACUUGCGAGCAUCUCCAACCGUGUUCUUGAAGUCCUGGAAUUGGCGUGGAUGCGCGAUGUCGAGCGGGGACGUACAGGCCGAUGCGUCACUCGAGGCUGGGCCCCCAGGCAACUUGAAGGCGUUUCAUCUCCACCUAGUGAGACUCUAAGGCCGUCCCUUCGCCCAGGUGGACGGCUGAAGCUCAACGAAUGACGUCACUCCAUUCCACCUCUUCCUAAUCGCGAGCGCGGCAUUCAUGAAACAGGCUCUAAGCAAAGAUGGGGUGCAGAGAUUGCCCGAGCUGCGCCCGGUUUCUGGAGUCGUGUGCGUCACUUGCGCGUUCAUCGACUCUCUCGGCGGAGUCAUGAGCUUACUUAGUGCUACUCCCCAUGCUACUACUGCUGCUGGAACGCCUAUAAAGUGACGUCCAUGCGCAGGUCGAACUCAACAACACCCUUCUUCACACCAUGCAGUCUAACUACAAGAACGAAAACGAGCAAACAUUCAGCAUCCAGGACCGCGGAGUUGAGGGCGUCCAGAAUGACGCGGGUUGUGGAAACGACAACAAGGUGGAGGCGAAAGAACAAGCGCGCUGGGACCGUGGCACAAACAACGACGAGACCGACCCAUCUUCCGGACAGGCUGGCCACAACGCCGACGUUCCUCGCACUGACGGAACCGACGUAAACGAGAUGCACGCCGAUCGUCACGAUGAUGACGAGAAAAACCAGCGCUCGUCUGGAGCGACGGAUUCAUACGAGACAUCCGGAACCGAACGCGAUGCGCUUAGCGCUGGAUCAGACGCCGAUCAGCGUCAAGGCGACUUGACCAACGGCAGCUAUGACCAGCGGGAAGAGACGGCCCCCGACGCGAGCCGCGAUAACGCGUCCCAGCUCAUUGCUGGUGGACCUGGCCUGCAAGAAACGAAUGUAGCGGAACAGCGCGACCGGGACGGAGCGCAAGACCAGGCUUGCGCAACGGGUGGACAGACGGACGCCAAUAACGCGGACGAAGAUGCGAUUACUCGGACCACCAACGUCCAAGACAGAGAAGACCUCGCCCCUGCUGGUACCGAAUCGACCAUCAAUAACGACGGCGCUAAGCACUCUGAUGUGAACCCUCCUUCCACGGAUGCCGAUAACGAGCGCCCCACGACAGAAUCCGGCUCUGACGGGCUCGACUCUGUCAACGGGACCCACGCCAAGAAGGCCGGUCUCAGCGACAAGAUCGUCGGAGGCGCCGAGAAGAUUGCAGGCCGGGUCACCAAGAAUCCUGAUUUGCGAGAACGUGGCGAGGAUCGCAAGGCUGGGAUCGAGACAGUUGUCGAGUAGUGGCAUUUCAUUGGAGCCUAGUGGUUGUGUAACAUGAUGAUCUAUCCUCCGUUUUCAGUUCCCAGAAUCAGAGCCUUUAUGUGGGGGUCAGCAACUUGCGGACCGGUUGUGGUGAUGUCUCGAAAUUACACGCUCACAGCCUGCAUAUUUCGCAUUGGUCACUGGUCCUGACGAGCGAGCUUCUAAGCAGGUUUGAUUGCUCAAUAUCGCGAGUCUAGAGGCUUUGCCAGCAACUCAUAACAGUUUGGUCUCAUUGAAGCAGAUCCGAAAUGUAUGUAAUCAACCUCCGGACGGUGAUAAUCUAUCAUUCGAGGUUAGAUUAGUCCAACUCACGUGCCCGGUGGAUGGUCACAGUGCUGCCUGUGACUGCCUUCGUCGUCCGCCACAUGUCCCCACUAAUUUCUUGAAGACUCGGACACGCCGUACGGCAGUUGUAUGCCAUGUCGCGAGAGUAUUGUCGAUUAUCAAAGCGAACUGCGACUCGUAUACUCGAUAAAUCAUCGCCAACAUAAAGCCGAGCGUUGAGCGUUUCUGGCCCGAGCUGGCCACCAUCACGCACCCCGGAACCAGAAGCCUCUUCAUAGGCGCGUGGGAUCCGGUCAUCUGUUCAACAACCAGGCCCUUCCUCGACGGCAUAUACGUUGGAUGUGAGUACAACGCCGGUAGAACGGAAAAAUUGGAGAAACGAUGAGGUGACCUAUCAACCUUCCUUUGCAAUUCCGCUUAUGUAUAGUUCGUGCCCGGAUGCCUACCGCCGUACGAAAGCGGCAUGGGAGGGUCACUUGAAGGAAAGAUGCUUUGUAUCCGAGACGAUCUGAGCCUGGCUUCUAGUCACAGCAAGCGGAAUAAACGCGGGACACCUGAGCGGGCGGCCUUGCUCAUUGCUGAUUGGGUCAUCAUUCAUCUUGCUCUCCAGCCGUUUUUCCCAGCCAUGCAUCCGAUGACCACCAUGGAGAGGGUAUAAGAAGGGCUGCGUCUAUUCUAGACGACCAGAAGCUAAAAUGCAUCAACCUCUCCGCCAAGGUCUCGUCAACACUCCCACGACGCCCGAGGCGGCUCGCAAGCUGCAGGAGCUGCUGGCACGGGAUGCUCGAGAACAUCAUUGUUAUUUCGAUGACAUCGGGCGCAAGAACCACACUGCGCACCACUUGGUUGCAGCGUAUGACCUGGGUGCGACUGGGGCUUUCCUGGAGAAAAUCUACAAAGAAGAGAGUGUCAUUCUCCGGCCCCUAGGUCCCCAGCACGAUAUAUUCACUGACAAGACGUGGACGACGAGACUGGGCGAGCGACAGGCAUACGCGAGCUAUCUCCUCUUCUUUGAGAAGAAGAUCGAAGCGCUCGGGAUUCAGAAGACGAUCGAAGACUAUGUGCUAGCCCCGGCAGCGAACGCGAACGGCGCUGCGAUGCUGAGCCGUUUUUUCAGCGGCGCCGUGCAUCCGAUUAUUCACGUGGGGUUCGGCGUCGAGAUUGGUCAAGACUGUGUCGUUGCCCAAGGUCUCGCUCUGUGCGCUGUCGUGGAUGCCGACUUUGCCUCGAUCUUCUCUGGUCACCCCUCCGGCUUGCCGGAGCUUUCCGCCGCUCCUUCCAGUGGCGCAACGUUGUUGUCCAUCCUCCGCGAAGUCUACGAUUCGCCUUCGCUUGCACCCCUUGCUCCGUACAAUGCGCACGACAUGGGCGGGGCAGCAUUCAACCGAUUGACGGAGUCCCCCGCCCGAGGUGCUGAACUCCGUCGGCUGUACGCCCCGUGGUCGCUCGAUACAUCGCUGACUGAUUCCGCCUUCGAUGACGCGUGUGAGAAGAAGGUGGACGAGUGUUUCUGGCAGGCCACAUUGUUGACCGCGGCAGCGGGGCGCCCGGGGCGCGAGAAUCGGAUCGACUUCUUCCUCAUGCACACGCUGACCAGCGCCGUCGCGCUGCCGAGGGUAUUGGCCGCGCUCCCGAACAAGCUGCACAAGGCACAGCUACUCCAGGGCCACGCACUCGCAUCUGCGCUGUGGGCCAUCGCGCGCGGCCGCCCCCGUGUCAAUCCCGCGCUGCUGAUGUCGUAUCCCGACGUCGUCCCGGGCCACCCGGGCGGCGCGGCUAAUCCGUGGCUGCCGGUCACGCUCAAUGCUCUCGAGCACGCGGACUCGCAUGUUAUCAAGACCGUGCGGACGCUGUACUACGCUGCGCAGCGGCUCGGCCAGACGGGUGCGGGUGCGGUGCCUGGUGCGCUGGAUAGUGCUGGGAAGGAGACGCAUGAGGGGGUGAGCGGGCUUGAUGGGUCGGCCUUUGUGCGGGCUGCUAUCAUGACGAGCGAGACUCUCGGCUGGGUCGCGUUUGGGGGUAAGCCGGGGGAGUGGGAUCGUAGCUCUCUAGGAUGGGAUGCCGCGUGGGCGUGAUUGAAGCAAUCUCUGAAUAGGCUGAAAUGCCACAAGAUGUAUCUGAGUGAAUUGAAUGUACUCAGACCCCACUCAUCAGUGCAGGGGAGGUAUGUAAGUGGCACUGAAAGAGUCAUCAAGCUUUUUGCUCAGCGCCAUGACAUAUCGAUGCUCCACUACGCAUUCAUCUACAAAGCUGUUAGAUGACCUGUCUCACCAGAAUCCCCGACCAUGUUCUUCUGACUGGACGUGAUCCUAGAUGGCAUGCCCCAGGUGUGGAGACGAUGAGCAUCCGGAAUGGACUGUAGAAUGACGCGAUUCACUCGAGAUCCAGUCCUGGCAACGCACUGGAUCAGACUGGGCCUACUACAAAUCACAAAGAAGCACUCUUGCUGGAUUCUGAUAAUCGUACGCAUCGGAUCGCGUCUGUCUAUUCUAGUGGUUGGAUUGAAGGAUCUGUUUUCUAUUUUGAUCUUUCAUAGGCUUGUUGUGUGGGAAGAUCUGCACGUGCCUAUGAGAUAACGUGUCAAUUCGCGAUCACAUGCUC